AUGGAAGAAUGCAACCCGACUUUGAAACCUGCUGAACUAAGAUUUAAAUUGUCCAAAGACUCAGAUGAAGAUGAUGUCGACCCAACACAAUACAAAAGAAUUAUUGGGUCAUUAAGGUACCUUUUUCACACAAGUCCUGAUUUAGCAUACAAUAUAGGUUAUGUGUUUAUGCUAGGUGGUGCACCAGUUACUUUAAGUGCAAGAAAAGAACCAGUAGUAACACCGUCGUUGUGUGAAGCAAAGUACAUAGUUUCUUCUCUUUAUGCAUGUCAAGCACCAUGGAUGGUGAACUUUGUCGAAGAAAUUACAUGGAAGAAUCAUGGAGCAAUUACCAUGAAGAUCGACAGCAUGUCAGUUAUCAAUCUGGAUAAGAAUCUGAUAGCACAUGGACGAAGCAAGCACAUCAAAAUGAGGUUCCGUUAUCUUGGAGAGAAUGUAGCAAAAGGGAAGAUGAACUUGGAGCACUACUGA
Molecule: messenger RNA, 471 nt
Organism: Vicia villosa (hairy vetch)
Lineage: Eukaryota; Viridiplantae; Streptophyta; Magnoliopsida; Fabales; Fabaceae
Exons: 2
Coding region: 1-471 (156 amino acids)
Source: RefSeq, a predicted model, not a curated record